Molecule: messenger RNA, 717 nt
Organism: Dictyostelium purpureum
Lineage: Eukaryota; Evosea; Eumycetozoa; Dictyosteliales; Dictyosteliaceae
Exons: 2
Source: RefSeq, a predicted model, not a curated record
AGUUAUUUAGAAAUACUUGAUAUUCCUUUGGAUUUAAAAACACUAAAAUUUAAUAAUUUAGAAUUUACAAUUUACGAAGAAGGGUGUGAUAUUAGUCAUUUAAAAAUUAGAAAUCUUGCUAUUGGACCUAUUGGAUGUUUACCCAAAAAUAUUCCAGCAACAGUUACACAUUUAUAUUUACGAGAUGGCUUUAAUCAACCACUUAAUUUUAUACCACCCACCGUACAAACGUUGUAUUUAGGUAACAUCAAGUAUCAAUUAACACCUGAUUCAAUUCCAGCAAAGGUUUUAGAUUUAAAUUUACUUCAUGGCUUUAAUCAACCACUUAAUUUUAUACCACCCACCGUAAAAUUCUUGAAAUUACAUAACAUAAAGUAUCAAUUAACACCUGAUUCAAUUCCAGCAACAGUUUUAUUUUUAUAUUUACUUGAUGGCUUUAACCAAUCACUUAAUUUUAUACCACCCACCAUACAAUGCUUGUAUUUAGAUAACAUCAAGUAUCAAUUAACACCUGAUUCAAUUCCAGCAACAGUUACAGAUUUAUAUUUACUUGGUGGCUUUAAUCAACCACUUAAUUUUAUACCACCUACCGUAAAAUAUUUGUAUUUACAAAACAUCAAGUAUCAAUUAAAACCUGGUUCAAUUCCAAAUCAUUUAAAAAAUCUUCUAAGAAACUCAAAACAAAAUGGAAGAUAUUCUGUCAAUAAAUUGAAAUAA